CUCAGAAACCCGGAUUCAAACUGAGUGAAAAGUGAAAUCUCUACCUCUUUCAACAGCGUUGUUGAAACUGGAUGACUUUCAAAGAAAAUAAGGAGUUAGUGCGAAUCAAAGCAGCCACAGCAGUUUCAGCUGAGCUUCUCGACUAUAAAAGGACAUUUAGCAGCAGCUGACGAAACAUUCAGUCCAGCAGAGAGUCCAUCAUGAGGAGUCUGGUGUUUCUGCUCUUGGUGGCUGCGGCCAGCGCAAAAGUCUUCCAGCGCUGUGAAUGGGCCCGAGUGCUGAAGAGUCAUGGGAUGGACGGCUACAACCACAUCAGCCUGGCCAACUGGGUUUGUCUGUCCAAGUGGGAGUCAGACUACAACACCAGAGCCGUCAACCACAACACUGAUGGAUCCACUGACUACGGCAUCUUCCAGAUCAACAGCCGCUGGUGGUGUGACAACGGCCGCACCCAGUCGUCGAAUGCAUGCCACAUCAGGUGCAGCGAGCUUCUGACCGAUGACGUCAGCGUGGCAAUCAACUGUGCCAAACGCAUCGUUAGGGAUCCCAACGGCAUCAGAGCCUGGGUGGCCUGGCGCAAUCACUGCCAGAACCGCGACCUGAGCUCCUAUCUGUCGGGAUGUGGUCUUUAAUCAGCACAGUGGAAACAGUAUGCUGUCAUCAACAUAAUAAAAUUCUCCCAUCUUCAGCUGCAGUGGAUCGAAACAUUUCUACUGUUGUCUGAUCUGACAGGAGUAAAACAGAGUUAGAUGAAGCUACAGUCGAUUCUUUUCAUAUCAAGUGAAUUCACAUCUUUACUUUGAAUGUAUUCAGUUUAACCUUUGAUUUAACAGAUCUAAUCAACUUGUAUCUGUUGUUAUUGUGCUCAUUUUAAAACCAGAUUAAAAUGUUGACUUCCACUAA
This is a messenger RNA of Siniperca chuatsi (mandarin fish), 903 nucleotides long. Its product is annotated as lysozyme C-like. The record is from RefSeq and is a predicted model, not a curated record. Gene Ontology annotation, molecular function: lysozyme activity. The transcript has 4 exons. The coding region runs from base 201 to 632 and encodes 143 amino acids. Lineage: Eukaryota; Metazoa; Chordata; Actinopteri; Centrarchiformes; Sinipercidae.